AUGCCAUCAAAUUUUGGGAUUUCCGUUUACUGGCCAUUUUUAGGCGGCGAAAAAAAUGAUAUAUUUUUUUUUGUCAAUUCUUCAUUGGAUUCAUUGAAUAUUAUUACAUUUGACACUAGGUUAGGUAUAUGGACAACGAAUCUUAGUUUUACAGGACAAUCUAACAAAUAUUAUUUUAAUUUAUAUCCUUGGAUUUCUAAUAACUAUACUGGAAAGGCAUAUUCAUUACAAUUUAGUGUUGUAGAUAUUUUUGAUAUAAUUAAUUUCAUAUGGUCAAAUAGUACAAAAAUUCCACUAGAACAUAGCCUUUAUGACAGAUCAGCUACAUUUGGUUCUCCUCAAGUUUUAAUGCCGAAUAAUAAAAUAUUAUAUUUUCCUGAAUCUUUAAUUAAUGAUAAUACCACAACAUUAAUGGCCAGUAUAUUGGUAUACGAUACUAUAACAAAUUCAUGGCAAAUUACUAAUACUAGUGGUGCAAUACCCAAUCAUCGUACUGAUUAUAGUGCUGUUUUAACUUCAGAUGGACGAAUUAUUAUAUAUGGUGGAACAAGCAAAUUCAUAGCGGCUACUCCAUCUUUAGCAGUUCUAAACACGUCUAGUUAUGAAUGGUCAGUACCAUCAGAAAUAAAUCAUGUUGGACCAUUAACAAGUCAUGCAUCAAUUAUGGUUAAGAAUUAUAUGAUUGUAGCAUUUGGCACAAAUGCGACAAAUAAUCAAAGCAAUAAUUGUAUUUACAAAUUGGAUAUAUCAGAUCCAUUAAGAUAUAAAUGGUCAUUAUUUUCCAAUGACACCAAUAACUUUGCUUUGCCAAAAGUUAAUUCAACAACUUUCCCAACAUCUAGCAAUUCUCAAGAUAAUUCUAUCCCAAGUCAUUUAUUUUUUGGAAUUGGUGUUGGUGUUGGGAUAGGGAUAAUUGUAAUUUUAUCUUUUGCUGGGUUUUUGUUGUACAAAAAAAAGUUUAAAAAUGUGUCUGAAAAUUAUAUUCCAACACCUGGCAGUGCUUAA
Dentiscutata erythropus is the source of this 1005-nucleotide messenger RNA. Lineage: Eukaryota; Fungi; Glomeromycota; Glomeromycetes; Diversisporales; Gigasporaceae. The record is from the annotation of a GenBank genome assembly.